AUGGCUAUCCCAGACAUUGUCAGCAUGAGCAACGGAAAUCACCGCGAUAUAAAAGUGGAAGAUGAAGAUAAUCAACCCUUGGCGGACAAGUUCAGGGCUAAACGCCACUAUUCAGAUUCAAGUGAUGAGGAUGACAUCCCCCUGUCACAAAAAAUGGAGACAGUUAAGAAGAGACUAUCUGCGACUCACUCACCGCAACUACCGGAAAAACGCCGGAAGUACGAAAAUAAUGAUGUCAAAUAUAAACUCCAGUCCCAAGAAGGCUUUCAAAAAGCGAAGAUCAACGUUAAAUCGGAGCCAUCCACUCCUCAAAAGAAACCCAAAAACGAAGAGGCAGAGCACGUAUGGAAAUGGUGGGAAGAGGAGAAAAAAGACGAUCGCGUUAAGUGGACCUUCCUAGAACACAAGGGACCCAUGUUUGCACCUCCAUAUGAGCCACUCCCUCCCAGCGUUCGUUUUUCUUACGACGGUGUCCAAAUGCGUCUAUCUCCCGAGGCGGAGGAGGUGGCUGGGUUUUACGCACGAAUGCUUGACCAUGAUUACACUAGUAAGGAGAUAUUCAACACCAACUUUUUCCGCGAUUGGCAGAAGACAAUGACUGAAGAGGAAAGGAGAGUAAUAAGGCGGCUUGACAAAUGUGACUUCAGACCUAUGUUUGAAUACUUCAAGGAAAAAACCGAAGAACGAAAGAAUAUGCCUAAGGAAGAAAAACAAAAAAUAAAACAGGCUAACCAGGCUAUUGCAGACGAAUAUGGAUUCUGCACAUUAGAUGGACACAAACAGAGGAUUGCAAACUUUAAAAUAGAACCCCCGGGCCUAUUUCGCGGACGUGGGGAUCAUCCAAAGAUGGGCAUGCUUAAAAAGCGAAUUAUGCCAGAGGAUAUUAUUAUUAAUUGUUCGAAAGACUCCAGAAUUCCCCCUCCUCCACCUGGUCAUAGGUGGAAGGAAGUGCGCCACGAUAAUACUGUUACAUGGCUGGCCUGUUGGAUAGAGAACAUACAAAGUAAUUUUAAGUACAUAAUGUUGAACGCGUCUUCCAGACUGAAGGGAGAGAAAGACUGGAAAAAGUAUGAAACUGCGCGCAAGUUACACAAAUUUGUGGACAAAAUCCGUGCGGAUUAUCGGACUGAUUUCAAAAGCAAGGAAAUGCGUAUCCGACAGAGGGCAGUAGCCCUAUAUUUCAUUGAUAAGCUUGCUCUGCGUGCGGGUAACGAAAAAGAUGAAGAUGAAGCAGAUACCGUGGGCUGCUGUUCUCUAAGGUGUGAGCAUGUCACCCUACACGAAGAGCUUGAUGGAAAACCCUUUGUUGUUGAAUUUGAUUUUCUUGGAAAGGAUUCCAUCCGGUAUCAGAAUUCCGUUCCUGUCCCGAAACGAGUCUUCAAAAAUCUGAAAUUAUUUAUGAAAAACAAGCAAGGGAGCGAUGACCUCUUUGACCGUCUAAAUACUUCGAUUCUGAACCAAUAUCUCCGAGAGCUCAUGGACGGUCUCACUGCGAAGGUUUUUCGUACGUACAAUGCUAGUAGAACGUUGGAAGAACAGCUAGCAUUAUUGACAAAUCCAGAUGACUCCGUAGCUGCGAAGCUCUUGUCUUACAAUCGUGCCAAUAGAGCUGUUGCCGUCCUUUGUAACCAUCAGCGUGCAGUCCCGAAGACGUUCGCAAAAUCCAUGGAAAAUCUUCAAAAAAAGAUUGAUGCCAAGAAGGAGCAGAUUAGCCAAGUGACUCGUGAAGCAAAGCAGAUAAAAGCCGACUGGAAACAUUCCCAUCACGCGUCUCAAAAAGUGCAAUACGAGAAAUUAAAAAAACGAUUGGCCACCUUAAAAGAACAGCUUGUCAAGCUCCAGGUGCAGGCUACAGAUCGUGACGAAAAUAAGGACAUUGCCCUCUCAACCAGUAAAUUAAAUUACCUUGAUCCCCGCAUUACUAUUGCUUGGUGCAGAAAACUCAAUAUCCCAAUAGAAAAAGUGUAUAACAAGACACAACGGGAGAAAUUUCAAUGGGCCAUUCAGAUGACCACGGAGGACUUCCAAUUCUUGGAUGUCGCGUCAGACAAAAACAAGGGGCCACCGAAGAAUGAGGAGAGUGAUGAGGACGUUGAGGCUGAUGGAGAUAACGAUUAUUGA
Molecule: messenger RNA, 2121 nt
Organism: Dibothriocephalus latus
Lineage: Eukaryota; Metazoa; Platyhelminthes; Cestoda; Diphyllobothriidea; Diphyllobothriidae
Source: the annotation of a GenBank genome assembly